Messenger RNA from Equus quagga, 1214 nucleotides. Its product is annotated as EP300-interacting inhibitor of differentiation 2-like. The transcript has a single exon. Gene Ontology annotation, biological process: negative regulation of DNA-templated transcription. Gene Ontology annotation, cellular component: nucleoplasm. Gene Ontology annotation, molecular function: transcription corepressor activity. The coding region runs from base 15 to 827 and encodes 270 amino acids. NCBI's taxonomy places the organism in Eukaryota, Metazoa, Chordata, Mammalia, Perissodactyla, Equidae. The record is from RefSeq and is a predicted model, not a curated record.
CCCCGCGGUCCGCGAUGUCCGAGCUGCCCGCGGACAGCGAUGUCUCGCAGACGGACGCGGCGAGCGGCAAUAGCGACGUCCCGCGGGCCGAGGUAGGCGGCGGGAGGCGGGAGCCGGUCCCCUUCCUGGCGCGGCCUGCGGGGACGAGGGCAGCUCCGAUGGCGGAGGCCGGGGAAGGUCCGAUGGCGGCUCCCGGCGCAGCUCCGAUGGCGGAGGCCAGAGAAGGUCCGAUGGCGGAGGCCGGGGAAGGUCCGAUGGCGGAGGCCGGGGAAGGUCCGAUGGCGGAGGCCAGAGAAGGUCCGAUGGCGGAGGCCGGGGAAGGUCCGAUGGCGGCUCCCGGGGCAGCUCCGAUGGCGGAGGCCAGAGAAGGUCCGAUGGCGGAGGCCAGGGCAGGUCCGAUGGCGGCGCCCAGGGAAGCCCAGAUGGCAGAGGUCUCCCGAUUGUUGGCAGAACCGGCGGAGGAAGAGGGUCCCGAGGGCAGGCCCAGGUCCGGGCCCGAGAACAGCCCAGGAGGCGCGGCCGCGUUGCCGUAUCUGCGCCUCCGCCCGCCGGUUGGCGCCGUGGGAAUGAACUCCCAGCAGUUCCUCCGCCUCUCCCUGGACCAUCGCCCGCUCGCCCCGCGCAGGAUUCAGGAGCCUGCAGAACGCCGCAGGAGACUCGCCGACGCCUGCGCAGCGAGGGGAGCGGCGUUGGAUGCCCGGUAUCAGCGGAAUCCUCAGAGGAUGGAUUUUGAUCUCUUAACGUUUACUGUCGCUCUGACUGCGUCUGAAGUUAUCAAUCCUCUGAUAGAAGAACUCGGCUGUGACAAGUUUAUCCCCAGAGAAUAGUUUGGUGAUGGCAUUUGCUCCAGAAAGAACCUCCGUAUUCCAGACAGUCUUAGACCAAUCCUGUAACUUGAUUUUAACAAGUCAAAGGAUGUGAGAAUAAGGCAAUGCACAGUUGGCGGUGGGGGGAGACGAGGGGGAAAGGAAGCUUAUCAUGAAAAAGCAUCAGAAGAUAGAAAAAAAUCUCAAAGUGUUAGGACUAACGUUCUUGGAGUUUGUGACGGAUCCAGAUUCUUUUCCCUGCGUUGCGGAAAUGCCUUUAAAAUUGCUUCACUACAAAAUGAAAGAUGGUUUUAUAAAAUUGAGACGAUGAAGAAAAAUGGCCAAUAAUAGAGCCCAUGAUGGUGAAAGAAAUUAUUUGGAUAGUAGUGAUCGGAAUAAGGGACUGCC